GAGAGAGAGAAAGACAGGUUUUGAGCAAUGACAAGCAAAACUCUUAAUAACAUAAACAAAAAUAUUAUCAGUCAUGUUCUGUCGAUUGAUCAGUUUUGUUCCAUUUUCUUGUCUCAGACAGCAAUAUUUUCACUUACUAAAGCAACACUUUUAACAUUUUUCCUUUGCUUUAACUCUCAGAUUCUUUCAUCAAAUCAAAGUCUCUCUCUUUCACUUGUGUUUCAAUCACUUUCUCUUCACCUUUUUACUCUCUCUUUGUAUAUCUAGCUUUCAGCAAGUGCAUUCUCUUGUGGUUCUUUUAAAGAUACAACUGAAUAAUUCAGAAUCGUUACCUGUAGUCAGAAUUUGUUUGAUUUGUAGUGAUUUUAGCUGAUUAGAGAUGAACCCACAUUGAUUAUGGUGAGAAAUGACAUUUUUUAUUAGAUUCAGAAAUGGGUUGUGUCUUGGGGAGAGAGGUCUCCUCAGGCAUCGUAUCAGAAUCUAAGGAGGUUCAAAAUUUGAGUGUUGAAUCUAAUAAUAAUGGGAAAGAAGAUGUUGUUGCAGUGGAAAAAUUUGAUACUAAGGUUGUAGAGGUUCAAAAUGAUGAGGCCAACCAGGAGGAGGAGGAGAAAGUAGUUGAAGAGAAAAAACCAAGAAGGGAGAGGAGAACGUCAAAGCCAAACCCAAGGUUGAGUAGUCCACCUAAGCACUUGCAGGGUGAGCAGGUGGCAGCUGGCUGGCCUUCAUGGCUUACUGCAGUUUGUGGAGAGUCACUUAACGGGUGGAUACCGCGGAGGGCAGACUCGUUUGAGAAAAUUGAUAAGAUUGGGCAAGGAACGUAUAGCAAUGUGUACAAAGCUAAAGAUAUGUUAACUGGUAAAAUUGUUGCAUUAAAGAAAGUUCGCUUUGACAAUUUGGAACCUGAGAGUGUGAGAUUUAUGGCUAGAGAGAUUCUCAUAUUGAGGAGAUUGGAUCAUCCAAAUGUUGUAAAGUUGGAAGGUUUAGUGACUUCGAGGAUGUCAUGUAGUUUGUACCUGGUAUUUCAAUAUAUGGAGCAUGAUUUGGCCGGACUUGCUGCAAGCCCAGAAGUAAAGUUUACAGAGCCACAGGUUAAAUGUUACAUGCAUCAACUGCUGUCUGGACUUGAGCACUGUCACAACAAGGGUGUGCUUCAUCGGGACCUUAAAGGGUCUAAUCUUCUAAUUGAUGGUGGUGGAGUACUUAAAAUUGCUGAUUUUGGUUUGGCGUCUUUUUUCGAUCCAAACCGUAAGCAUCCCAUGACUAGUAGAGUGGUUACUCUAUGGUAUCGGCCUCCUGAACUGCUUCUUGGGGCCACUGACUAUGGUGUGGGUGUGGAUCUCUGGAGUGCUGGUUGCAUUUUGGCUGAGCUAUUGGCUGGGAAGCCUAUAAUGCCUGGCCGUACAGAGGUAGAGCAGCUACAUAAAAUAUAUAAGCUAUGUGGUUCACCUCCAGAUGAGUACUGGAAAAAGUCAAAGUUGCCAAAUGCAACCUUAUUCAAGCCGCGAGAGCCCUACAAAAGAAGCAUACGAGAGACGUUUGAAGAUUUUCCUCCAUCCUCACUGCCUCUGAUUGAAACACUUCUUGCAAUUGACCCAUCGGAACGUCAGACAGCCACUGCUUCAUUAAGAAGCAAAUUCUUCACCAUGGAACCUUUUGCUUGUGAACCUUCUAGUCUCCCUAAAUAUGCCCCAAGUAAGGAGAUGGAUGCUAAGCAACGAGAUGAUGAAGCUAGGAGACUAAGAGCUGCCAGUAAAGCCCAAGGUGAUGGUGCAAAGAAGACUCGAACACGUGAUCGGGCUGUUCGGGCAAUCCCUGCACCAGAGGCCAAUGCAGAACUUCAGUCUAAUCUCGAUAGGAGGCGCAUGAUCACGCGUGCGAAUGCAAAGAGCAAGAGUGAAAAGUUUCCUCCGCCACACGAGGAUGGAGCAGUUGGCUUUCCUUUGGGAUCAUCACGUCAUUUGGAUGCAACCUUUGUUCCUCCAGAUGUCCCAUUUAGCACCACCUUGUUCAGUUACUCAAAAGAACCAACUCGAACUUGGUCAGGUCCAUUAGCCAACUCUGCCAGCGUUGGCAAUCCAAGGCAAAGGAAGAAUACUGCAGGCGACCCAUUUGAUCCAUUGAAACCUCCAAGUGGAACAGUAAGAGGAAAAAGUGACAUUUCUCGAGUUAAGGGAAAUAAAAGCAUUGUUUAAACAUUCUGUGCAUACAUAUCAAGAAUGGUAGACUGCAUUUACCAACACAGUUUCAUAGGAGUCUCACCUUGGUGAGUGUAUGAAUUGACCCUGGUUUCUUCUUCCAUACAAGAGUGCCCACACAGCCACACCACCACCACCACAAACUCCUUCUCCCCUCCACAAAAAAGAGACACAAAAGCUUCUGUUCACUUUGUUGGGAUAGUGAAAGGUCUGCAGUGUUAUGUACACUUUGAUUUAUCUGAUAAAUUUUGAAUGUCUCAUCUAA
Molecule: messenger RNA, 2460 nt
Organism: Mangifera indica (mango)
Lineage: Eukaryota; Viridiplantae; Streptophyta; Magnoliopsida; Sapindales; Anacardiaceae
Product: probable serine/threonine-protein kinase At1g54610
Exons: 8
Coding region: 432-2192 (586 amino acids)
Biological process (GO): positive regulation of transcription elongation by RNA polymerase II; protein phosphorylation
Cellular component (GO): nucleus; cyclin-dependent protein kinase holoenzyme complex
Molecular function (GO): ATP binding; RNA polymerase II CTD heptapeptide repeat kinase activity; cyclin-dependent protein serine/threonine kinase activity
Source: RefSeq, a predicted model, not a curated record